ACUUUGAUUUGAUACCUUUGAAUCCCACAGUUGUGACAAUCUGUUAUUGCCUAUUCAGUAAAAUCUAUGAGUAUAACCCAACAACUCGAGAUAAAGUGAAGCAGCGUAUAAAAGAUACAUUCAUUUUUUCUGGUCCAUUUCUAUGGGUGGCCGUGCCAGUCGUCUACACUUACUUCACUUUUCGUGAAAUGGGUGACAUACCAUUCGGAUGCCCACCAAAUUACAAUUACACCACACCAGCAGUUCGUUCUGCGUGCAACAUUCGAACUGUAAAUUUAGUAUGUUAUAAAAAACUUGAUGAGCAAACGAGUAGUGAGGAGGCCGCGAGCUCAGAAGGGCGCGGAGAGGGGUACAACUUUUCUUCCGAUAACGAGUAUAGGAAGGCAAUGAUGGAGAUACUUAACACAGAUCAAAAGUUGA
Acaulospora morrowiae is the source of this 420-nucleotide messenger RNA. Lineage: Eukaryota; Fungi; Glomeromycota; Glomeromycetes; Diversisporales; Acaulosporaceae. The record is from the annotation of a GenBank genome assembly.